Molecule: messenger RNA, 5213 nt
Organism: Carassius gibelio (silver crucian carp)
Lineage: Eukaryota; Metazoa; Chordata; Actinopteri; Cypriniformes; Cyprinidae
Product: melanopsin-A
Exons: 10
Coding region: 106-1848 (580 amino acids)
Biological process (GO): visual perception; G protein-coupled receptor signaling pathway
Cellular component (GO): membrane
Molecular function (GO): G protein-coupled receptor activity
Source: RefSeq, a predicted model, not a curated record
CGCGCGCUCGCACGCACAAGGUGAGCACGACAGAACCGAAUCUGACAUCUGUACAAGCCUCGCUCUAAUCGCGUUUAACGCUUUCUGUCAGUUACGCGCGUGGUGAUGAGCGGCGCCACGCGCUCAGUGAAGAAGGGCAUCUCGUGUCCGACACAAGACCCGAACUGCACGCGCAUCGUGGAAAGCCUCUCCUCGUGGAACAACUCCGUGAUGAGCGCGUACAAGCUGGUAGAUUUACCCCCCACGACCACAUCUGUUGCCAUGGUGGAAGAGUCAGUUUACCCUUUCCCAACAGUGGACGUGCCUGAUCAUGCGCAUUACACUAUCGGUGCUGUCAUCCUUACUGUUGGCAUCACUGGCAUGUUGGGAAACUUCCUGGUCGUCUAUGCAUUCAGCAGGAGCCGGACCCUGAGGACACCUGCCAACUUGUUCAUAAUAAACCUGGCCAUCACAGACUUCCUCAUGUGUGCCACCCAGGCACCCAUCUUCUUCACCACCAGCAUGCACAAGAGAUGGAUCUUUGGGGAGAAAGGUUGUGAGUUGUAUGCAUUCUGUGGGGCUUUAUUUGGCAUCUGCUCCAUGAUCACGCUCAUGGUCAUCGCCGUGGAUCGAUUCUUCGUGAUCACCCGGCCGCUAGCCUCCAUCGGUGUGCUGUCUCAGAAGAGAGCUCUGCUGAUCCUUCUGGUAGCUUGGGUUUAUUCACUUGGCUGGAGCCUGCCACCCUUCUUUGGCUGGAGUGCUUAUGUUCCUGAAGGGCUGUUGACCUCUUGCACCUGGGAUUAUAUGACCUUCACACCCUCCGUGCGAGCUUACACUAUGCUCCUUUUCACCUUUGUCUUCUUCAUUCCGCUUAUCGUCAUCAUCUACUGCUAUUUCUUUAUUUUCCGAUCCAUUCGCAGCACUAAUGAAGCUGUGGGCAAAAUUAAUGGAGACAACAAAAGAGAUUCAAUGAAACGGUUCCAACGGCUGAAAAAUGAAUGGAAAAUGGCGAAAAUUGCUCUUAUUGUCAUUCUGAUGUAUGUCAUCUCCUGGUCUCCAUAUUCAACUGUGGCGCUGACAGCCUUUGCUGGGUAUUCUGAUAUGCUCACACCAUACAUGAAUUCAGUACCUGCUGUGAUAGCCAAAGCUUCAGCAAUCCACAAUCCCAUCAUCUACGCCAUCACACACCCCAAAUACAGGUUGGCCAUAGCGAAAUACAUUCCGUGUCUUCGUGUGCUGUUGUGCGUCCCCAAGCGUGACCUCAACUCGUUCCACAGCAGCUUUACAUCUACACGUCGCUCCACCGUCACAAGCCAGUCCUCUGAUAUGUCCGGACAGUUCCGCAGAACUAGCACCGGCAAGUCCCGGCUCUCCUCAGCCUCCGACAGUGAAUGGACAGAUACUGAGGCCGAUCUCUCGAGCAUGAGCUCCAGGCCUGCCAGCCGACAGGUGUCCUGUGACAUCAGCAGGGACACCGCAGAGACCGCAGACUUCAAACCUUGUAACUCAUCCAGCUUCAAGACUAAGCUCAAAAGCCAUGACUCGGGCAUCUUUGAAAAGAGUUCCUUUGAUGUGGAUGAUGCGUCUGUGACCGGACUCAUUCAACCGGACCGUACUAACCCUUUAGCUGCUGGUGACAGUACAGACAUGCCAAUUUCAAGAGGUGCUAUUGGUCGGAUUCCUAGUAUUGUCAUCACCUCUGAGUCGAGGUCUUUCCUGCCCUCGGUAAGGGCCAGCUACAGAAGCAGCCGCUCAAGCGCGUCCAGUGCUGGGGCAAAUCCACCCAGGAGAGACUCUCGUGGAGGAGUCCAGCAGGGGGCAGUGCAUCUCUCCACUGCUGCUGAAACACCUGCAUCUGCUCAUCCUUAAUAUCUCUAGAGCUUCUACCUCUUCACUCGCAUCUGAAACUUACCUCCCAGCUUUGUAUUGGGGUUCAGUGUUUUUUUUUCGUGAGAUAUCCUGUUUUAUUGUUUAGACCUUGUGAAGACAAAUCCUGUGAGAGUAAUCAAUGCUCUGUAUUGCAGAAGGUCAAAUAUGAAAGUCACACAUUGAUGUCUUUUACAUGUGUAAUAAAUUUUUAUAGUGACCUCAACUGUUAUACAAUGUCCAGCACCUUUGUUUCCCUCUAUUUUAUGGAAAUAUUUAACAGACAGUGCUUUGAAUCAGGCAGAGUUACUGCUCAGUCCGUGGAGACUUGAAUGGAUGGAGAGAAAGCAUCUCAAAUGAGUUUAGUCUGGACAUCAAUGUAAAAUGGCAUGUACAGGUAAUAUCUGCUGGUUUGUGCUUGCUUUAGUUUUAAGCUUUUUUUGUGCUUCUUGUACAUUAUGUACAAUUGUUUAGUUUUGACCUGUGGUAGACUGUGGUAUGUGAGUUUUGCUCACAAGACACUCAAAUUCUUGCUUCCACAGAACUUCAAGGUAUGCAUUAUGAAGACAUACUGUAUUACAGGAACAUCCUAACUCAGAAUCCUGUUUAGUAACCAUGGUGAUCUCAUUUUGAAUAUUAAAUAUUCAGACUUAAAGCUACACUAUGUCACUUUUUUAUAAAAAAACAAAACAAACAAAAAACCAGCAAAUUGUUAUUGGUAAGAGAUUGAAAGAGUUUGAUCUUCCAUGCUAUGACUUUUCUUUACCCCAAGACACUUUGACAAACCUAUAAUAUGAAUUAUAGUUUAGACAGGAAAUCUUAUACAUAUAUUAUUCUCCUGUGCUUGUCACGUCAUAUCUGUACACAAAGUAAACCUCUGGUAUUAAAACAAAGAAAUGCUCUGGUAACAAACCCUGUAUCCAUGUGUACACCAGUGCCUCAGACCACUUUCAUUUACACAGAGACAGCUGAAGCACAACCAAAGCAAUUUUCUACCAAGAUGAAUUCAGUUGUAUUUUUUAACUGUUAGAGGGCCACAAGUUCCUCAAGGCUUGUCCCUGUGCCCACACUUAUAUUAGAAUUUUACAUUGGAAUUAAUUGAUUUUCUUCCAAAAAGCCCAUAGUGUAGCUUUAAGACAGGAAAUUUCUGUAAUUUUACCUCUCACUGGUUUUUAAAAGCAUUUUUUUAUUUUUUAGUUUCACUAUACAUAAGCUGUAAAUAGCUGUGUUUCCACUGUCGGGCGUGCCAGGGCCAGCCAUGUUUCCGCUCUCACUUUUGGGGCUUGAUCGUGCCUAGUCGGGGCUUCCUCGGGGCCAAUGGCUGUGUUUUUUGCCCGACGAAAACCUCGGGCCAAAGCGGGCCAGCUGGGGCUAGAGGAGUGGUCAUGAACAAAGGCGGAGUUUCUCUGAGUCUGGAGAGCGUCAGCGCCGCGGAUCAUUUCAGAAAGAUAACAGUAGACUUUUUAAAAUAAGUUCAAAACUCACUUUCAGUCAUCAGCGAAUGUUUCAAAUAACUUGAUCUGAUGUGGAUUAUCACCAUACAAGGCAGAAAUAUUUAAGACUGUGCACGCUAAACAUUAAUGUUACCAAAGUAAACAUGGUAAAUUUUCUUUUAUCAUGUUCAUUUGUGAUUGCGCUAUAGUUCCAGUGACUUAUUUCUUUGUUUUCUGAUAACUUCUCUUUGUUGGUGAAAUAAUGGGGUUGCGUGAUGUUGUUCCUGAGAUGUGUGUAAAGGGUGUGUUUAAGUGAAGCGCAGCGGAGCUUCAGGACCGACGGUGGAAACGCUGCGCUAUUCUGGCCUCGGUGCUACUGGCCCUAGGCUGUUAGCACUGCCCGGCCUGUUUUAAGCUCUGGCUCGCACUGGCCCGACAGUGGAAACACGGCUAAUGAGUGUUUUUAAUCAUAAAAGUCUUGUUAUGUUAUAUGUGGAUACUGAAAGUCGAUGUCUGGUGCAAUAGAACCCUGAGAACUUCAGCGUUAAGAAUGUGGAAUUUCAUUUGUUAUCAUAGUUAGCAAGUUUGGGCUGUCACAUUAUUGAGAAUAGAAACAGAACCUCAUUUCACCAUAAAGCAUCUGUUUAUCAUGUUUAACUGAUUGAAUCUAGUGAUUGGAGGGAUAAAAAGAUUUUUGUAUUGCUUUGGGGUAAAUUAUCUUAAACAGCACAAGCCACAGAAUGGAUAUGCCUGGAGCAGGGACACAUCAUCAUCUCGCUGAAUCACAAACAACUGAUGUCAUACAUGCUGUGUGUGUUUCCAUCAGGACCCUAAUGAAUACAUGUACAUCCACUUCUAAAGGUGUGUUGUUUUUUUAAUAUUCUGAAAAUGUUAGUUAUUCUUUGUCUUUUUAACUAGCACUUUUUGAAUAUUCACUUUACACAAUCAAAUUAUAGUCAACUAUUAAUGUUUGAACAAUUAUGAUUCCUUUUAAUAACUCAGUGACUGGCUGUAACUCGAUUGUGAUAGUGGCUGCUCUUCUGGAUAGUUCUGAAGACACGGUUUAGCAAAAAACAUUGCUGUGCUCUUUAGAGUUAUCUGACGUUAGCUGGUUUGUUUGUAAAAAGGAAUUAUUUAUUUGUGCAGAUGACUACAGUCUGUGGACUGUUUAUAUUCUGAAGGAUAGUCUCAGAUUGUAUCAGAGCAAAUAUUUGUUAAUGUGUAUCCGUUCAGAUGUAUUACAUCUUAUAUAAAAAAUAAUUGUGAUUUUAAACAUAAAAGACUGUAAAAAUGCUUCAGUAAAAACCUGUUAAUUGGUUAAUAGUAAGUUUCCAUACAUAUAUACGGUAAAUAACUAAUUACAUUUAAUAUUAUUUUACAAUAAAAUGCUGUUGAAAAAACGUUUUUUUUUUUUUUUUUUUGGAAAUGAAAAAGAAAAAGUCAUUGUAUAAUUUACAACCAUAAACCAUACAUUUGCACUCCCAGAAUUCCCUACAUGACACUUCAUAUUUGAUUUUUUUUUUUAUAACUUUUUCUUCUUAGUUUUUCCCAUUAGUUAUGUACAUUAGGGUUUUAUCUUACAUCUAAUGUUGUUAAAUUUCAGUAUCAUGUGUGUCAUGAGACUGUGCACCUUCUAUAUAUAAAUAUUGCCCUACUCAGCUCGUAGAAAAGCUGUUUGUGAUGAGCUUUGGUUCGUCAUGUGACAUCUCAUCACCACCAGAUUUUGGUGGUUAUCAGUGCAUUACAAUGGUUCAAAACAGAUAUUAGUACUUCCGUAUGUUGGUUUAUUAAUAUCACAUCAGUUAAUGAAAUACUAAUGUAUUUUAUUGUGAAUUUAAGUUACUGUACUGUAAGUCUGCAAAACCUAAAAUAUUGCUACCAUUUUUUUUUACGGUAAAGUUCUGGCAACCACAGCUAACGGUAUUUUACCAUAAA